AUAAAUUAAAAAGGGGAAAAAAAAUGUAUCAACCGCCUCUAGGUCAAAAACCAGAACAUGAUCAGUUCCCGCUUCAAGAUACUCAAUUUUCAAACCAGCCACCUAUGAGUCGUUCACCUUUUGAUGAUGAUCAUUAUCCUGUAGAUCAAAAUACUCCAUAUGACCAUCAACCACUUUUAUCAUCUACUAUGCAUCAACCUUCACCUUAUCCUCCUUCAAAUCACCCAUAUCCACCAAGCCCUGGAGAUAAUUCACCCUAUCCAUCCUAUGGUAAUAGUUCCCCAACUACCCCUCAAUAUUUCAAUCCUCCGUCACCUAACAUACAUUAUGGUGAAGCACCCAAACGUCAACCUCGCCGUUAUAAGACAACCAGACAAGUUAAAUUAACAAAAGGUAAUUUGGUUUUGGAUUGUCCUGUUCCUACAGCUUAUUUAAAGGAUGUACCAAUAAAGGAAGGAAAGGAAUUUACACAUAUGCGUUAUACUGCUGCUACUUGUGAUCCUAAAGAUUUUGUUAAUGAGGGUUAUACACUUCGACAGCAAAUGUUAAAUCGUAAAACAGAAUUAUUUAUUGUUUUAACUAUGUACAAUGAAGAUGAAGUUUUAUUUACUCGUACUAUGCAUGGUGUUAUGAAGAAUAUUGCUCAUCUUUGUUCUCGUGAUCGUUCUAGUACUUGGGGGCCGGCUUCUGGUGGACCUGGCUGGCAUAAAGUGACUGUAUGUAUUGUAUCUGAUGGGCGUAAUAAAAUUAACCCUCGUACUUUGAAUGUACUGGCACUUUUAGGUGUUUAUCAAGAAGGUGUUGCGAAGAACGUUGUUCACGGUAAACCUGUCACUGCCCAUAUUUAUGAAUAUACAACUCAAAUUUCUGUGGACCCGGAUAUGGAAGUAAAAAAAGCUGGUUCUAAAAAUGUCGUACCCUGUCAGCUUCUGUUCUGUUUAAAGGAAAAGAAUCAAAAGAAAAUCAAUUCACAUCGUUGGUUCUUUCAAGCCUUUGGUCCCAUCAUUGAUCCCCAUGUUUGUGUCUUAAUUGAUGUUGGUACUAAACCUGGUGGGACAUCUAUUUAUCAUCUUUGGAAAUCGUUUGAUAUUAAUUCUAAUAUUGCUGGUGCUUGUGGUGAAAUUCGUGCUAUGUCAGGUACAGCAGGUGUUGCUCUUCUUAAUCCUUUGGUCGCUGCUCAGAAUUUUGAAUACAAAAUGUCGAAUAUCUUAGAUAAGCCCUUAGAGUCUGUGUUUGGAUAUAUCUCUGUCUUACCGGGUGCCUUUUCCGCCUAUCGUUUUAAAGCCCUUCAGAAUGAUGUUGAUGGACAUGGUCCUUUAGAAAAGUAUUUCUUGGGUGAAACUCAACAUGGUGGUGAUGCAGAUAUUUUUACUGCUAAUAUGUAUUUAGCUGAAGAUCGUAUUUUAUGUUAUGAAUUGGUUGCUAAAAAGAAUGCUCAUUGGGUUUUACAUUACGUUUCAAGUUCAUAUGGUGAAACAGAUGUACCAGACAAGGUAGACGAAUUUAUUUCUCAGCGUAGACGUUGGUUAAAUGGCUCAUUCUUCGCUGGUGUUUAUGCUCUUUAUCAUUGGCGUAAAGUAUGGGCUUCAGAUCAUUCUUUUAUUCGUAAAAUAAUGUUCAUGUUUGAAGAUGUGUAUAAUACAUAUAAUUUGAUUUUUUCAUGGUUUGCAAUGGGUAACUUUUAUCUCACGUUUUAUAUCUUAACCCGUGCCCUCGCUCCUGCUCAAGAUGGUCAACCUGGCCUCACGAAUGCUCCUUUCUCUUAUGAUAUCGCCAUGUUACUGCAUAAUAUCUUAAAUUACAUCUAUAUUAUUUUGAUUGUCAUUCAGUUCAUCAUUGCUCUUGGUAAUCGACCUCAAGGUUCAAAAAUCGCUUAUACAUCGUCUAUGAUUUUCUUUGCAUUAUUGAUGAUAUACAUGAUGUUUGCAGCUAUUUGGAUUACUGUUGUUGGCGUUACGACUAUUGUUGAAGAUUCAGAAGGUCAAUUUAUUCAAAUGCUGGGUCAAAGUACGUUUAGAAAUAUUAUCAUUUCACUAUGUGCAACCUAUGUUAUGUAUUUUGUUUCCAGUUUUAUGUUCCUUGAUCCAUGGCACAUGUUUACAAGUUUUAUUCAGUAUAUUCUCUUGUCUCCUAGCUAUACUAACGUUUUAAAUAUCUAUGCCUUCUGUAAUACCCAUGAUGUCUCCUGGGGUACUAAAGGUGAUAAUAGUGUCGCUACGGAUUUAGGUGUAGUUAAAGCCAAAAAGGACCAAUCUGGUGAUUUAGCAGUUGAAGUUGAAGUCCCCGUUGAGGAAAAGGAUAUUAACUCUGCUUAUCAUGAUGCACAAGUAGAAUUAACAAAGAAAGUUGAACCAGAGAAGGCACACCGUGAUGCAAAGACAAAACAAGAGGAUUAUUAUCGAUCUUUUCGUACUAGACUUGUCUUAUCAUGGAUUAUUACGAAUUUAGCUCUUGUUGUAGGAAUCACUAAUACUACUGUCAUAACAGCCGGUGAUCGUUCAGCGGCUUAUCUUGGUUUUGUGCUUUGGUCUGUGGCUGGUUUAUCUUUAAUAAGAUUUACUGGUUCUACGCUUUACCUUAUCUUCAGAAUCUUCACGGGUUAAAGACAUAAGCAACUGAAAUUUCAUUGAUGUAUUAUAUUAAAU
Messenger RNA from Cokeromyces recurvatus, 2645 nucleotides. RefSeq names its product chitin synthase 2. NCBI's taxonomy places the organism in Eukaryota, Fungi, Mucoromycota, Mucoromycetes, Mucorales, Mucoraceae. The record is from RefSeq and is a predicted model, not a curated record. Gene Ontology annotation, cellular component: cell periphery; cell septum. The coding region runs from base 24 to 2603 and encodes 859 amino acids. Gene Ontology annotation, molecular function: chitin synthase activity. The transcript is spliced from 4 exons.